GUGAGCUGGGACCUCCGCUGCGGUUCACCUCGUGAGGAUGUCCUCUCGUCGUACACCGGCUUAGACUUCCAGACCGAGUACGGCGUCUCCCUCUCGCCUGGCGUCGAGUGCGAGCUCGUCAUGAAGGACUCGUACGGCGACGGCUGGAACGGCGCUAGCUGGUCGGGCCUCGGGCAAGAGGGCCUCACCGUUGCCUCUGGGUCCGAGGAGCGGAAGUCUUUUGUGGUGCCGUUUGCGCCGCCCUCCCCGCCGCCGCAGCUGCCGCCGCCGCUGCCGCCUCCAUCUCCGCCCUCGUACCCGCUCGCAUACUACACCGUCACCACGACGCCGGGAUCGUGGCCUAGCGAGGUGAGCUGGGACCUCUGGUGCGGCGGUACGGUCGUCCUCUCGUCGGCGCCCUACGCGAGCGGAGAGCCUUUCCAGGCCGAGUACGGCGUCUCCCUCUCGCCCGGCGUCGAGUGCGAGCUCGUCAUGAAGGACUCGUACGGCGACGGCUGGAACGGCGCUAGCUGGUCGGGCCUCGGGCAAGAGGGCCUCACCGUUGCCUCUGGGUCCGAUGAGGAGCGGAAGUCUUUUGUUGUACCGUUUGCGCCGCCCUCCCCGCCGCCAUUGGCGCCGCCGCCGCCGCCGUCACCGCCGCAGCUGCCGCCGCCGCCGCCGCUGCCGCCUCUGUCACCGCCACCGCCGCUCCCGCCGCCGCUCGUGAUCACCGGAGGCUGCGCUGGCCAAAGCGCUGCCCUCGACAACGUCGAGUACGUCGCUGCUGGCUACACCGCCUCGGGAGCGCCGUACUACCGCGCCUCGACGUCCUCGUUUAGCUACCUCUACUGGGACCCCGACUGCAAUGGCAACGGAUUUGGAGCGAACUGGAUCGUGGACGCUGAUCAGCCGAGCACCACGGCGUCGAGCGACCUCGAUGGCGACGGAAGCUGCAACUUCAGAGCCUACAUCAACUCCUACUCCUCCUCGCCGCCGCUCGGCACGACGACCUGGACGGUGUGGUGCAACCCUUGGACGGACAUCGCCCUGACGCUGGCAUUCCCCUCGCCGUCGCCUCCGCCUCCGCCUCCGCCUCCGCCUCCGCCUCCGCCUCCGCAUUCUCCACGCCCGUCGCUGCCGCCUCCAUCUCCGCCCUCGUACCCGCUCGCAUACUACACCGUCACCACGACGCCGGGAUCGUGGCCUAACGAGGUGAGCUGGGACCUCUGGUGCGGCGGUACGGUCGUCCUCUCGUCGGCGCCCUACGCGAGCGGAGAGCCUUUCCAGGCCGAGUACGGCGUCUCCCUCUCGCCCGGCGUCGAGUGCGAGCUCGUCAUGAAGGACUCGUACGGCGACGGCUGGGACGGCGCUAGCUGGUCGGGCCUCGGGCAAGAGGGCCUCACCGUUGCCUCUGGGUCCGAGGAGCGGAAGUCUUUUGUG
Messenger RNA from Emiliania huxleyi CCMP1516, 1419 nucleotides. RefSeq lists its product as hypothetical. The transcript has a single exon. The record is from RefSeq and is a predicted model, not a curated record. NCBI's taxonomy places the organism in Eukaryota, Haptophyta, Isochrysidales, Noelaerhabdaceae. The annotation marks the transcript as partial.